Pongo pygmaeus (Bornean orangutan) is the source of this 1017-nucleotide messenger RNA. RefSeq names its product granulocyte-macrophage colony-stimulating factor receptor subunit alpha-like. The transcript has 10 exons. The record is from RefSeq and is a predicted model, not a curated record. NCBI's taxonomy places the organism in Eukaryota, Metazoa, Chordata, Mammalia, Primates, Hominidae. Gene Ontology annotation, cellular component: membrane. The coding region runs from base 1 to 1017 and encodes 338 amino acids. Gene Ontology annotation, molecular function: cytokine receptor activity; protein binding.
AUGGCUUUCAUUCCUGAUAUUUUUUGCAAUAUCAACACCAGUACUGUCGUCCUAACCAAUCAGAAACUGGAGGAGCUACAGGAUCCGAGAACAGUGGUACCAGCCUCUAGUCUCAUUGUGACGUUUGACUCCAGGACGAUGAAUUUAAGCUGGGACUGCCAAGAAAAUACAACCUUUAGCAGAUGUUUCUUAAUUGACAAGAAUAGAGUCGUGGAACCCAGGCUCAGUAACAACGAAUGUUCGUGCACAUUUCGUGAAAUUCGUCUACAUGGAGGAGUCAUAUUUGAGGUUCACGUGAAUACCAGUCAAAGAGGAUUUCAGCAAAAACUGCUUUAUCCAAACUCAGGAAGGGAGGGUACCGCUGCUCAGAAUUUCCCCUGUUUCAUCUACAAUGUGGAUUUCAUGAACUGUACCUGGGCAAGGGGUUCAAUGGCCCUCCGUGACGUCCAGUAUUUUUUGUACAUACAAAACUCAAAGAGAAAAAGGGAGAUCCGGUGUCCUUAUUACAUACAAGACUCGGGAACCCAUGUGGGAUGUCACCUGGAUAGCCUGUCAGGACUAACGUCUUGCAAUUACUUUCUGGUUAAUGGAACCAGCCGAGAAAUCGGCAUCCAAUUCUUAGAUUCACUUUUGGACACAAAGAAAAUAGCAAUGUCACUGUACGUUGCAACACGACGCACUGCCUCGUACAGUGGAAAUAGCCCAGGACUUAUCAGAAGCUAUCGUACCUGGACUUUCAGUACCAGCUGGACGUCCACAGAAAGAAUAGCCAGACUGGCACGGAAAACCUACUAUGCCAGUGUGGCCCAGGGGUGGACACGGUGGACCCUGAACUGGAGGAUGCAGAUCUCACAGGGGUUCCUUAGGAUACAGCAACUGUUCCCGCCAGUUCCGCAGAUCAAAGACAAACUGAAUGAUAACCAUGAGGUGGAAGACGAGAUCAUCUGGGAGGAAUUCGCCCCAGAGGAAGGGAAAGGCUACCGCGAAGAGGUCUUGACUGUGAAGGAAAUUACCUGA